AGAGCUGGAAAGAUGGCGGCCGGUUCAGGGGCUGCAAGUGGUCAGGUAGCCCGCAGCUCCACCGCUGCUCUGGAAGCGUCGUUGGACCGACGACUUCAAGGAGUAUCCAACACUAUGGAGUCGAUACAAGGACUCUCAACUUGGUGCAUUGAAAACAAGAAACACCACGGCCUUAUUGUUCGGCACUGGAUGAAGUGGCUCAAGAAAUCCGACAACAACCAUCGCUUGAACCUUUUCUACCUUGCCAAUGAUGUGAUACAGAACUGCAAAAGGAAGAAUGCCAUUGUGUUUCGUUCAGCCUUCUCAGACGUCCUUCCAAAUGCUGCUCUGCUCAUCAAAGAUGGGAAAGUCCGCAGAUCAGUGGAGAGGAUCUUUACCAUUUGGGAGGAGAGGAGUGUGUAUCCUGAGGAGGUCAUCGCCCAGUUCAAAACCAAUUUGAACAGAAAGGAAAAAGAGCGAGAGAAACAAAAAGAAAAAGAAAAGGAAAAGGAGAAAGAGAAGGAGAAAGAAAAGAAAGAAAAGGAGGCUCCACCUGCCAACGCCACCACCAGUACCAAAGCUGCCCUGAAGUCCAAGGUUGUUGCAGAGUUCACACUUCAAUCCCUGAUCGAUCAGUUGUCCAGACACAAGCGAGCUGUCGCCGAGGAGGAGCUCAGGGAGAAGCAGCUCACUGCUCUCAGAGUGGAUGUCUGCAGCACGGAGGCCCUCAAGAGACUUAAAGACAAGGCAGGAGGGAAUAAGUUUGUCAAGGACUUUGAGGAUGGCAGUCUGAAGCUGCAGGAGUUCAUCAGCUUUCUGGAGAAAGAGUUGAAAACGGGGCCACCUCUGCUGGAAGCUUUGGGGAAUGCAGACAUCUUCUACGAGACCCAGUACAAGGAGGUUAAGAUUGUGGCAAAUGCAUACAACGCCUUUGCCAACCGUGUGACCACUCUGAAGAGGAAACUGGAUUCCCUCAAAUCGACACUACCUGGACCUGAGGACUCUCCCAUCCCUUCUCCAUCUGAAGAUGCUCCCUCACCCACCGGCUCUGACUCCCCCUUUCUGGGUAUUGAGGCCCAGGUGGAUCCAGAGCUGGAUGGAAAGGCCAUGGACGAAGGAGAAUCCCAGCGAGACAACAGAGACAUGGAGGACAUGGAUAUGUCUGAGGAAGAGGCUGAGGCUGCUGCAGCAGCAGCUGAGGAUGACAAGACAGACAAGCUCUCUGCUGCUCUCAAGAAUUCAAAGUCAGAUGCAGUGGCAAAGCUUCCAAACACACCGACGAAAGCCUCCAAGACCAGCGUUCCUGCUGCUGCCACGGCAACGCCAAUGACUCCCACAUCUGCCAAAGCUCCCAGCGCUCCACCCACACAGCUGGGAGUCAACCUGGCCAAGGUGGACCUUGGAAAGAUCAGCUCCAUUCUCAGCUCACUCACAUCUGCCAUGAAAAAUACAGCAGCGAGUCCAUCACACCGGCCAUGUCCUGGGACACCCACCACCCCCACUGGCCAAUCAGCAGCCUCCAAAGCAACCCCACCAAGCCCUGCCUUGGCCAGCAUCCUGUCACGUGUUGACAUCACCCCUGAGGGGAUACUCAGUGCUCUGUCUAAAACCAGCACACCAGCAUUUUCCUCUCUCCUGCAAAGUGUGACCAACACCUCCUCUACUCCCUCCACCCGAACCUCCCCAGAGUCAGCAAGCAUCAAAACUCCCGUGACCCCGACCACCCCGAAAACAAAACCUCAUCUUGGAAACAGCCACAAACGAGAAAUGCCUGGAAGAAACAAAGACUGGGAGAAGGAGAUCCAACUGUCUCCUCCUCCGCCUCCCCCUCCUAGUCGUCCUUCGGCUCCUUCCGUCUCUCCCCCCAGUUUAGAAUCCAAGAUCAACAGCUUCUUGCAGGGUAAUCCAGGGUUUAGUCUUGCUCUAGGCGAUGUCAGCCCCGAUGGGGUUGACGGGACCCCAGUGAGAGACGAGGCUGCCGGCACGCCGACCCAGGAUGAGAUCAUGGACACUCCCGGGAGCGUGCCAGAAUCUUUAGGCUCGUCCGGAGGGCAUAACCUGUCCCCCACAGCCUACCGCAGUGAUCCCUGGGACGCUGCGAUCACCCCGUCAGGAGGCAACAACGACGGGGAUUACCUAGGCUCUUCUUCAUCCAGAUACGGAGCCGGAAAAAAGGGCAGCACCAAGUUAAAAGACGAUGAAGCAAUGAGAAAGCAGGUCUCCUCUUCUCCUGGUAAAGAUAUGAAGGGUAUGAAAGAGGAACAGUACAACCAGUUGAGGAUUAUGGGAAAUAACAGGGUGGGAGAGAGGAGACUUUCUGCUGGCGCUCGUAAAAUGAGCACUGGUUCUAAUGAUGGAAGUCUGAGUGGGAAAAGGGAGGACAAGGGAAAAGCUCUGGGGUCUCCAGCUGGAGAUAGGGUGGAUGGUCAGUAUCACCGUAUUGAGACGCUUGUGUCGCCCCACACUGAGGGCGCGCCCAUCCAGACUCUGGGGUACUCCAACCGACCACUUGCUGGAGAGCGCAUCAAGACAGUGGAGAGCAUCCGUGUGAUUGGUCGAGGCUCUCGUCGAGGGGGAGGAGCUGGCACUCGACCAGGGGUGUCGGUGUGGUACAAGGAGGAGGAAUACCUGGAAGCUCAUCCCACCUCCCACAUGCUCCCCCCUUCUCUUAACAUGGGUCAGGGAGGCAUUGAAGACAUGAACCCAUCAAUGCCGCCUCCUCCCCCUCCUCCUCCCCAACACCUCCUCCUCCCUCAUCUUCACCCUCCUCCGCCCCAUCCCCUAUCACAUCCUCCCCCUCAGACUCAGUUCCCAAUGCACUACCACACAGAGAGCAUGCCUCCUCUUCCAUCACACCUGCAUCAUCAUCUUCUUCAUCAUCCUCCUCCUUCAUCUCCUUUCUUCGGGGCUCCCCCGCCGAUCCCUCGGCCCCCUCCGCCUCCCACACAGCAGCGCCUCUCACCUCCACCUGGUCAUUCCGCUGUGCCGACUGCAGUCAUGGUGGGGGGAGUGUUGGUCCCUGUUGAUCGUCCCCUAACUCUCCCUCCCGCCAUUAGAUCUGAUGGUGGCGAGCGUGGUGGGAUGGGGCCCAGAGGAAGUAAAAUGAACCACCAACCACGCAUGUCAUCAUUGCUAGGCGACCCCCCCAAGCUUCCCCGUCCCGGCACAGUUAAAGAGCCCUUCGUCCCGCGCCACACGCCCCCCCUCCACCGCCCUGGUACCCCAGGUGUCCCUCCACCUUUACUUGGCCGAGUGAAGGAGCCUCUCAGUCUGCCUCUCCCCUCUCCCUCCCCCUCCCCCACCUCCUCCACACCCUCCCCCUCCGCUCCCAGUUCCCCAGCCGUCGAUGGCGCCCCUGCUCACUCACUCCCCCUCGCUAGUCCUCCAGCUCAGAGCCAAGCCUCCAGCCCCGCUCCCCUCCUCAACACGCCCAGUCCUCGGCCACCAGUCCUCUCCGCCUCUCAGAGGCCCCCGCUGCGAGGCCGAAACCCGUCUCAAGACCUCCACAGGGGCGGGUUUCGUGGGGGGAAGCGGGCCGCCCCUCCUUUCACAGGCACUCCUUUCCAUGCUCAGAAGAGGCCGUUCCUGCCCCCGCGCUACUGAAGUGGUCAUCCAUCACAAGCUGAAUGAGAAGCGCAAGCCACACAUCUAACAGUGCAGUGUGUUAGCCCUGCUGGU
Molecule: messenger RNA, 3657 nt
Organism: Menidia menidia (Atlantic silverside)
Lineage: Eukaryota; Metazoa; Chordata; Actinopteri; Atheriniformes; Atherinopsidae
Source: the annotation of a GenBank genome assembly